UCCGUGUUAGAAUACGUGAAAGUCAUCACGUGGCACGUAUUUUUUUUCUAGUCGACGAAAAUCUAGUCGUUUAUAAAUUAAUAUAAAAUUCCUCUAACAUCAUAAAGGUCAUGUCAUUCAAGGCCAGUUGCUUGACCGUGAAAUAACACAAAAUAACACUCGGAUUAAGUUCAAUUUAGUUUAUCAGUUAAACUAUAUGAAUUACCCAGUGACAUCGACAAAACAAUUCUGAUAAUACUUUUUAGUUUAAAAAAAUUGUGACAAAAUGAAUAACAAGAGCAACGAUGAGGAUGACGCUGGAAAAUCAACAUGUCAAGAUGCAUCAGUGAAACCAACAGAUCAACAAACAUAUUUUAGUGAUGAAAAAGUUCCAAUUCCAGAUGUACCUGGUGAUGGAUUUAGUUUUAAAAAAUUAUGGGCUUUUACUGGACCAGGAUUUUUAAUGUCCAUUGCAUAUUUGGAUCCUGGUAAUAUUCAGUCUGAUUUAAAAUCUGGUAUAACAGCAAAUUACAAGUUAUUGUGGGUUUUAAUGAGUGCAACAAUUCUUGGUCUUAUUAUGCAAAGAUUAAGUACACGUUUGGGAGUUGUAACAGGUGUACAUUUAGCUGAAAUGUGUUAUAUACAGUAUAAAAAAUUGCCAAGAUUUAUUCUUUGGAUUAUGAUUGAAAUUGCUAUUAUUGGAAGUGACAUGCAAGAAGUUAUUGGAACUGCAAUUGCUCUGUAUUUAUUAUCAUUUGGCUAUAUUCCAUUGACUAUUGGAGUUAUUAUAACUGUCUUGGAUACAUUUACAUUUUUACUUUUGGACAAAUACGGUUUACGUAAACUUGAAAUUAUUUUUGGAUUUUUAAUAACACUUAUGGGUGUGUCAUUUGGAUAUCAGUAUUUUAAAGACAUUCCACCUCAAUCAGAUGUUUUUAGUGGAAUGUUUAUGCCAUGGAAAAGUGAAUAUGAUGGUAGUAGUGUUAAAAGAGCUGUCGAAAUUGUUGGUGCCGUUAUAAUGCCUCAUAAUUUAUAUCUUCAUAGUGCACUUGUCAAGUCAAGAGCUAUUGAUAGAAGUAAAUCGAAAAAUAUUAAAGAAGCAAAUAAAUAUUUUUUUACUGAAUCAUCAAUUGCUUUAUUUAUAUCAUUUAUAAUAAAUGUAUUUGUUGUUGCUGUAUUUGCAAAUGGUUUAUAUGGAAAAAAUGAAAGUUUUGCAUUUGAAACAUGUGCAAUGUCUGGAAAUGAAAAUUAUAAUAAUAUAUUUACAAAUUCAUCAACACCAUUGGAUGAAAUUGGAAAUAUUUAUAAUGGUGGAAUAUAUUUGGGUUGUAAAUUUGGUGUUAUUGCAAUGUAUAUUUGGGGAAUUGGUAUACUUGCUGCUGGACAAUCAUCAACAAUGACUGGUACCUAUGCUGGACAAUUUGCAAUGGAAGGAUUUUUAAAUCUCAAAUGGCCAAGAUGGAAGAGAAUUCUUUUAACACGUUGUAUUGCAAUUAUACCAGCAAUAUUUAUUGCAUUUAGUUUGAGCAUUGGAGAUUUUAGUGAUGUCAGUGAUCUUUUGAAUGGUGUCAUGAGUCUUCAAUUGCCAUUUGCAACAAUUCCAGUUAUUGCAUUUACAAGUAGUCAUCAUAUUAUGGGAAACUUUAAAAAUGGAUUACUCAAUAAGAUUGUGACAACUGCUUUGUCUGGUGUUGUUAUUGCAAUUAAUAUUUAUUUUGUUAUUUCAACUGCUCAAAAAUAUGUCAAUGGAUUCUUCAGCUAUUUUAUUGUUGGUCUAUUUGCCAUAUUGUACAUUACUUUUUGUAUUUAUUUAAUUAUUCAUAUGGCUAUUUCUAUGGGAGCUACUUAUCUCUUGAAAUUCAAGAUUAUUGAAAAAUAUGUUGGUAGUCCAAUUGAACUUCAAUCUACACUUGAAAAUAACUCAAUUGUUUUAAAAUAAAUCAAUUUAAAAUUGAAAAAAGAAUAGAAACAAUUUUAUAUUCAAUAAAAAUAUAAAAAAUGUAAAUAAUAUUUUUUUUUUAAUUAAAAUUUUUAUAAAAUUUUUAUCGUUAGUUUGAAAAACUUGUUAAAUGAUUUAUAAAUUUUUUAUUUUAUAAAUAAAUAUUAUUCAAAUGAAUUGAAAAAAAAAAAAUUACUUUCAUGUCCUAUUAUUAUGAUUUAUAAAUUUUUUAUUUUACAAAUAAAUAUUAUUCAAGUGAAUUGAAAAAGAAAAAU
Molecule: messenger RNA, 2193 nt
Organism: Aphidius gifuensis
Lineage: Eukaryota; Metazoa; Arthropoda; Insecta; Hymenoptera; Braconidae
Product: protein Malvolio-like
Exons: 9
Coding region: 266-1918 (550 amino acids)
Biological process (GO): manganese ion homeostasis; metal ion transport; response to manganese ion
Cellular component (GO): apical plasma membrane
Molecular function (GO): cadmium ion transmembrane transporter activity; manganese ion transmembrane transporter activity; iron ion transmembrane transporter activity
Source: RefSeq, a predicted model, not a curated record